Messenger RNA from Malassezia sympodialis ATCC 42132, 2181 nucleotides. RefSeq lists its product as uncharacterized. The transcript has 3 exons. NCBI's taxonomy places the organism in Eukaryota, Fungi, Basidiomycota, Malasseziomycetes, Malasseziales, Malasseziaceae. Gene Ontology annotation, biological process: anaphase-promoting complex-dependent catabolic process; protein ubiquitination; metaphase/anaphase transition of mitotic cell cycle. Gene Ontology annotation, molecular function: protein binding. The record is from RefSeq and is a predicted model, not a curated record. Gene Ontology annotation, cellular component: anaphase-promoting complex; cytoplasm. The coding region runs from base 1 to 2181 and encodes 726 amino acids.
AUGAGAGCGGCAGCGCCGCCGGCGCGACGCGGCUUGCGAAAUGCGACUCCAUCGACGCGAGGAGCAAGCAGCGUGGGCGCACGCACGCGCACAGCGGUCCGCGCACCCAGCGCGCAGCGCGCAGCGCCGCGCACGCAGCCUCCCGCCGCGGCGCCGCACGCCGCGGAAGCGCACGAGCCCGUGCCUGAGCGCCGCGAGACGCCGGAGGAGGCAGACGCGCACGUCGUGGCGAUGCUCGUGGCGCUCGCCGAGUCGUACCUGCACGUCAGCGACGACGCGCAGAGCAGCAGUGCGGCCCUCUCGCUGACGCCCGAUAUGGCGUCGGCCACGCUGUACGCCUCGCUCGCACUCGCCCUCGACGCAGCGUGCGUCCCGGCACGCCGGCUUCUCGCGAUGUGCUACCUGAUGGGCGGCGCCGCACUGCUCUUCCCGUUCGCGCCGUCGUCGUUCGCCGACGCGCGCGCGCAGGGCUACGAGGCGCGGGAGCCGUCGCGUGCGUGUGCCCUGUCGGCCAUCCAUGUGCUGCAGCAGGGUUCGCACGCCACGUUCCUGGACCCGGGGUCCGCGCGCGUGUAUGCGUCGGCGUGCCGCGUGCUCGGCCGCUUCCAGGAGGCGCACGACGCCCUGCAGUACACGAUGGAGCACGGCACGAAGCGCAAGGCGUCCGACGGCGCACUCCCGCCGGCGCGCCAGGUGUACGCGAGUCAGAUGUACACGCACAUGGGGCGCAUGGCGAUGAAGCAGGCGCAGUACGCCGAGGCCGCCGCGCACCUCCAACUGGCGCGCGAAAAGGACCCGUUCAACUGGAGCGCAUGGACCGCCCUGUGCGAUAUGGGCAUGGCCCCGCCAGCCGACACAUCGUUCGUGCUCCCAGGCGUGCGCGCGGACGCCGCGCCCGACGCGCCGAGUGGCGCGAAGCGCGUGCGGCCCGAGCCGGGCGUGGCGGAUGUGCUGGCGCUCGUGCAGGAGCUGGGCCAUGCGUACCGACACGUGCGGCUGUACGAGGGCGCCGUGGCCGUCGCGCAGCUGUGCACGAGCGCGAAGGAAGGGCCGGCGCGCCGCGCGUUCCGCACGGCAGGCGUGUACUGCCUGCUGGGCCGCGCGCUGCACGACAUGACGGAGUAUGCGGACGCCGAGGCGUACUUUAGCCGUGCACGCGCGCUGGAGCCGAGUCUGCUGAUGCACAUGGACAUUUAUUCGCUCGUGCUGUUCCAGCUGCACCGCGAGGUGGCGCUGUCGGCGCUCGCGCAGGACCUGCUGGCGCUGGACCCGCGCUCGGCGGUCGCGCACAUGGCGGCGGGCAACACGUGGUCGCUGCAGCACCAGCACGACGCGGCGUACCAGUGCUUCCAGCAGGCGACGCUUGUGGCGCCGGAGUGUGCGUAUGCGUACACGCUGGCCGGCUACGAGGCGCUGGAGCUCGAGCAGCCGGUGCGGGCUGUGCGCCUGUUCCGGUGUGCGCGGCGGUGUGACCGGCGGCACUGGAAUGCGCUCGCGGGCCUCGGGCAGGUGUACCUGCGGCAGGGGCAGCCUGCGCGGGCGAGUGAGGCGUACGCGCAGGCCUUUCUGAUCAACCGGAGCAAUGCUGUGCUGCUCGACCUGCUCGGCUGGGCGCUCGAGCAGACGGGCGACAGCGACGGCGCGCUCGCCGUGUACCAGCGGGCGAUUUCGAUGCAGCCGAAGGCGGCGAUGACGCGCCUCAAGAAGGCGCAGCUGCUGCUCCGCACGGUGCAUGCGGCGGAGCAGGACGGGGGCGAUGCGCCGCCGCUCAGUGCGCGUGAGCGGGCGCAGCGGCGGCAGGCGGCGCAUGCGGAGCUCCUGCGUGUGUGUGCGCUGGCGCCUGCGGAGCCGCGCGUGCAUCUGAUGCUCGCGCGCUCGUACAUGCGCCUGGGCGGCGGGCGCUUUGCGCCGAGCCACGAGGGCAGCAGCGGCGUGGCUGCGACGCCGCCGCGCGAGGCGCACAGCCCCGUGCAGCUGCCGCACGCGUUCCACGCCGAGAUUGCGCAGCACCUCGCGGCGGCUGUGGAUCUGGACCCGCGGUACGUGCGGGAGGUGAGUGCGAUGGGCGACCUGCCGAAGAUGGCGCUGCACGGCAUGGGCGGCGCGAUCGCCGAGGACGAGCACGAGCUCGCGCUGGCGGACGAGGAGGCGCUGGAGAGCUAUGCGUGGUCUACCUACUAG